AUGGGGCGUACUUGGUCCGUGGCCGGUACGCCUGGGGCCUACGUGAAUUGGCACACGUACGCCCCAAAACUUUAGAUCGCAUUUGUGGCUGCUACAGCGCAUUGCAUACACUCUGACAGUCACCAGUUCGGUCUAAUGAUACGGCUGCACAACCCUCUAGCAGAUGAAGCCGAUACAAGUCGAUGGUCAUAGAGUCCGGAAGCUGUGACCACGGCGCAACGAGUGAGGCCGGCCUGUACGAGCGUUGAUAUGUGUAUGUGCUAGUUUAAAACAAGGCGGUAAGAUGAUACCUAGUUCCAGCAUUGAGUACGGUCAACCCUGCAAAGUCCUACUUAGCCGUGACAGAUUGAAGUCAACCGUCGCGACUUGACUAAGAGAGUACUAAUUUGUCCGACAAAUCACGUCUCACUUUCAAAUUAGGUCUCACUUUGGCGUCAGUGCUAAACGCGGCCAUCUGCGGGCCCGCGACGGAAGGUGCUUCCUUUGAGUUGACCACACUUGAGUCGACCACAUAGGCCACCAACGAGGGCCCGUGGAAGACGAAACAAAUGGACGCCAAAGGCUCAUGCCCCACCUCCGAUAUCUGAGCGAGAAGCAAGACUUCAAUCGCGUCGGACGCGUCUCCAAGUCCUCGACCUACUACCCGGUGCCGCUGCGUCGCCACCGGCGUUCUCAGCUACUUUCCCCCUGGAGCCAACACACGUACAUGAAUCGAGCUCAAAACCUCAUUGGAAAUCGAGCCUCGAAGACGUGUUUGAGGAUGUUGAGCCCGCGGGGUCAUCCCAGCGAGGCUUCUCCGACGACGUUGACGCGACCCAUUCUCAUUCACCCGUCAGACUGCGAAGGGUGCGUACUGCGUCAGUCACCGUCGUUACUUCCACCCCUAAUUUUAUGUACUGCUUCUAGUCUAUCAAUGAAGUGGACCUGUCUCCUGGAUCGGAGAAAAAGCUUUACGAGCCACAGAUUCGCCAACGAGUAGACUACAGCUCGGUGAGCAAACGGACAUUCCCAUGGUCGAGGCUGCCCGUUCAUUGUCCAUCGUCAGGGGCCAUUUCUGAACUGACGUGAUGGCUCAUUCCACCCAUGGCCCGUUCCACCCAAAUCGACCAUUUGGGCGCUCUAGUUACAAUCGAGGAGGUCAAUGACGUCGCUCCAAGGAAUGAAUUGCGCCGGCUCAUCAAAGCAAACUUGCUCGCUGAAAGGCACGCUGUCUCGGACAGCGGAGCCUCACUGGUGA
Microbotryum saponariae is the source of this 1237-nucleotide messenger RNA. The record is from the annotation of a GenBank genome assembly. NCBI's taxonomy places the organism in Eukaryota, Fungi, Basidiomycota, Microbotryomycetes, Microbotryales, Microbotryaceae.